This is a messenger RNA of Calliphora vicina (urban bluebottle blowfly), 2620 nucleotides long. RefSeq names its product pastrel (gene pst). The transcript is spliced from 7 exons. Lineage: Eukaryota; Metazoa; Arthropoda; Insecta; Diptera; Calliphoridae. The coding region runs from base 33 to 2366 and encodes 777 amino acids. The record is from RefSeq and is a predicted model, not a curated record.
UACAGUCGACAAUCGCCAGUACAACAGCCAGUAUGAGGACUAAGGAGCAACUACAACAGCAAUUGCGUGCAGAUAUAGGAACUGAUAAGAUUCCAAUUGUUAGGAGAACAAAAGUUUCAUCUCUUUCCUUGGAACAGCUUCAAGAAAUAAUGUUGGAGAAAAAUAUAGCCGCGGAAGGAAGUCGUGAGCACAUGGAAAACAUUUUAGUGACAUCUUUAGGUUGUAACGAAGUGGAUAUUGUUGAUAUGGUUAGAAUUGAUUCUUUAAAUGUUAUUCAAUUGGAGGAGUUGUUAAGUGGAAUAUCAAGAACACCUGAGGAGAAUAUUGUUUUUAAUGAAAUGGAAAGUCAAUCUAAAGCGGCUGGAGAAGAGUUGCCUGCAAUUGCUGCUGCUAAAAAAAACAUAAAAGAAGCACAACAGGAACUAGCACAAAAUUGUGGGUUUGGAGAUCAAAUUAUAUGGGAUCUAUUAACUUUAAAUGAUGCUAAAGUUAUGAAGAAUAAAAUAAAACAAUUAAUACCUGAUCAAAAAAAGGGACAAAAAACCAUCGUAAAUCUAAGAAAUACUAUUUUUGAAAACGUUUGGGCUCAAAGAAAAUACACAAAUCGUACUUCCGUAUCUUAUAUAUUUUAUGUGAUGGUAACAAAAGAUGAAGAUUUCAACACUGCACUCGAUUCCACUGAAUUUUCAUGUCAUCCCGUAUUUCGUUGUAGAAAAUGUGUUAACCGUUCCGAUAGUAGUAAAUGCUGUAUGAUUUAUGUUGAUGAAACAGGAAGAGUUUAUCAAAAUUGGAAAUCGUUUGUAGAUGAAAAUGUUUUACCCGCUGGUACAAUGGUAGCACCACGAAACGGUAUUUAUAACUUCAAUAAAAAGAAUGAAGUAAUAUUGGAUAUAUAUUGUACGCCGAAUGGGACAACUGGGGCAAAAGCUAUGAAUAUUGCACAAACUGGUUCAGCUGUAAUGGGUAUUGGUGCAGCAUGUGUGCCUCUAGCAGCUAUAGCCUUACCAAUAGCAGCUCCAGUCGUAGGAGCGGCUGGUUUAAUUGGUCUAGGCGUUGGAGCAUUUACAUCAAUAACCUCAGCUUUGAAUUUGAGCGAUCGUAAAAAACACGAACAGUCGAUUAGUAUAACCGAUAGCCAAGCUAGAGGCAGUUAUCUUGGUGUGAUUGGUGGUGCCGUUGGUGUGUUUGCUGCCGGUGCAACUCGUUUUAUGACAUCAAUGGCGGCAGCUGGUAAAGCUACGGCGGGUAUAGAAGUUUUGGUCAAUGGCAUAAAUAUAUCUUCGAUUGUACUUUCCGGUAGUGGUGUAGCGAAUGGUGUUCUAGAUUUAAUAUUUAAAUAUAACGAUGGUGAUAAAAUUUCUUCGCUUGAUGUUCUACAAUUAUCAGCGUCAUUAGUCCUAUUUACACAUUCGGUUUAUAAUUUCCAAUUGGCUUCACAAAUCGCCAAUGAUGCUCGGGUCAAUUCGAUCAAGUCCUAUCGUGAAACCCUAAGUAAUCGGCAAAGAAAAAUGUUCGAUAAAAUGUCAAAAGAAACGGUGCGUAUACGUGGUAGCACACAAGGAAAAAUGGAUAUCAUACGUGGCGUUAAUGAAAUUCCAGACCGGCAAUAUUUAAAUGAUUUAUUUAAAAUUAAUAAACAACUGAACCAACGUAAUGUCAGACCAGCUUUCGGGGAAGCUGGCAAAGGUGUAGUUUUAAAUAAUGAGUUGCCGGUAGAUACGGCCGCGCUUAGGCAAAGUGUACAACAUCAACAAGGUCCUAAUAUAUUGGAGCAAGUUGCUCGGCCCAUACCGUCUACUCACAACUCUGACACUUAUACAACACAAACACCUAAAAUGGCCAGACUUUUGUAUUCGACUGGAACUAUUGAGCAGGCCAUUGAUAUUAAUCAAGAUCCCUUAAAUCCUAACAACAAUUCACAAAAUAUUAUAUCGAUAUUGCGCAAUCUGGCAGUAGCAUUACCAAAUGGUGUUAUCAUAUUUUUAAAACAGUAUGGAGACCUGUUUAUGAAAAAUAUUACAGAUGGUUAUAAAUUUCAAGAUGUUAUAUUAAGUAUGGCCGACAAUUUCCAAGAGCAAGUUUUAAGAUUUUUAAUGAAAUUGGCUCAGGAUUUCAUAGAACGUUUCUUGGACGAAAUUCAUCGAGUAUUGAAGUUAUUUAUACCUACUGAAUCUGUUUUAUAUCGUAUGGUAAAACAUGUUUUGGAAAAUUAUAAAGAUUUAAGCUACGAAUACAUCGCAAAUAAAGGCAAUGAAAUUACAGCAGCCGUUAAGCGAUAUUUUCUAUCAUUAAAUCCAAAUAAUCCUUAUGAAUUAUCCAAGAAAUGUCCAGAUUGCAAUGGCAUGUUCUACAUAUGUCAAUUAUAAAAACACUAUAUAACAUAUUUAUGUAUUUAGAAACAGAAGCUAACUUUAAUAAAAGUGCCUUAAUACUUUUAACAUAUCGUAUGCCUAACACAAACAACGCUUUUAAUAAUACAAAAUUUAUGCACAAAUUUAAUCAUGACAUUUGAUAUUAAAACUAGUUUUUAAACUAUAUACAUACAUAUUUAAUCAUAAGCAAUACAAUUCUAAUUAUUAAUAUAUCUAAAGGCAAACUAAUAAAGUUUUUCAAAAAUAAA